AUGCUGGAGCUGCACACUUUGAUAUUAAAUAACUUUUUGGAAAUUGCCAAGUUAAGUCAUAUUUUGAUCUUACAUUGCUGGUCUAUGGAUUCACUCUUGCACUUGGCACAGAUGUUAAAAAAAUCAAAUGCUUUUAUACAGUUUGAGCAUUUAGACGCAAACUUUCAACCAAAUAAUUUAGUAAACAGCCAAAUUUUGAAGUUGGGCGUUUUUUUGGAUCUCAAUUGUAAUGAUAGUGAGGUUGUUUUGAAGGAGGCCAGUUCCAGACGUCUUUUUAGCCAUCGCUACCAUUGGCUGGUCUACGAAAGAUUUGUGAAUUCUUCACGCUUCGAAAAGACUCAACUCUAUAUAGAUGCGGACCUUACCUACGUCACUAAUAAUCCCUCCAACGGAAACUUUAUACUUUACGAUCUCUACAACAAAGGACUUCAGCUAGGAGGAAAGUUGAAUGUAACCGCAGAUCGAGAAAUUUCCUGCAAUGAGCAAAAGUGUGAAGUCCAAAGAUAUCUCAGUGAUUUAUAUACCAGGAGUCCCCUGCAGCACAGAAAGACCUUUACAGGACUAACCAUGACAGCCACUGGCAUUAUCACUGCCCUGCCCCUAAACUCCACCAAAAAGGACAUAUUUGCUUUUCUGGAAUCCCGGGAUCGAAUUUACUUGGAUAUCUAUUCACGAUUUGGAUUCCAAUCACGUCAGCCCCUAAGGGACAUGUUGGACUGCAAAUUUAAGUACAUCAUUAGAGAUCGCUGGACAGAUGGCAAUGCCACUGGCGGCAUGAUUGGAGACCUCAUUGAAGGACUGGCGGAUAUACCUAUGGCCCCUUUUAUUUACUCCCUCGAAAGGGGUCUUUUCGUACAGCCCCUCACCAAGUUCACCAAUUUCAAGGAGAUUUGCAUCUUCCGUAAUCCCAGAUCAGUCUCCGCUGGCCUAAGUGCCACCGAGUUCUUGCAGCCUUUUAGCGGAGCUGUGUGGCUGACUUUCGCUCUUCUGCUCCUGCUAGCUGGCUGCCUUCUUUGGAUCACCUUCUUGGUGGAACGCCAGCAAAAGUGGAAACCGUCUCUACUGACCAGUUGUCUGCUCUCCUUUGGAGCUGGUUGCAUUCAAGGAGCUUGGCUGACACCACGAUCGACCGGCGGGCGAAUGUGUUUCUAUGCCCUGAUGGUAACCUCCUUUCUCAUGUACAACUACUACACCUCGAUUGUGGUGUCCAAGCUGCUGGGUCAGCCGGUGAAAUCGAACAUACGGACAGUGCAGCAGCUGGCUGACAGCAGCCUGGAGGUGGGCAUAGAGCCAAAUGUUUAUACCCGCAUCUUCAUAGAGACUACCGAGGAAAAGAGCGUUCGUAGUUUGUACUUAAAGAAGGUGGUUGGAAGCAAGCGCUCACCGGAACAGAUAUGGUUAUCCACAGAGGCGGGCAUAAAAGCUGUGAGGGAUAAUAAAGGAUUUGUCUAUAUAACUGGAGAGGCCACCAGCUAUGAGUUUGUGACGAAGCACUUCUUGCCCCACCAAAUCUGCGAGCUGAAUCAGAUUUCCCUGCGCGAUGUCACGCACACUCAGACCUAUACGAUUGUGGUGAAGGGUUCGCCAUAUGCGGAGUUAUUCAAGCUAAUUGACCUGCGCCUGAUGGAGACUGGGAUUCAUUUCAAGCAUGAUCGCUAUUGGUCGAAAACCAAGCUUUAUUGCUACCAGCACAAUCACACGGUGGCCGUGGGUCUGGAGUAUGCUGCUCCUCUGUUUAUACUGCUGCUGUGUGCUAUGAUUUUCUGUGUGGGCGUGCUGGGACUGGAGGUCAUCUGGCAUUGGCACCAGCACACCGUUCUACCCUAAGGUCUCCAGUUUGCUUUGCAGUUCAUCAACCCCAUUCAUCCCAACCUCGUCUAUCAUCAAUAUGUUCAAAUGCAGGGAGUCCAGGAUUGGUCACAUCUCGAGCUUA
Drosophila kikkawai is the source of this 1933-nucleotide messenger RNA. The record is from RefSeq and is a predicted model, not a curated record. Lineage: Eukaryota; Metazoa; Arthropoda; Insecta; Diptera; Drosophilidae.